AUGCCGUCCUUUGAACAGCCACACAAUGCUCUGCUUGACUUGACUUGGCAGUCGCUGGUCCUCAUUGGUCGCAAAGCUGGCCUAGCGGGGACGGUCAACCGCGGCGCUGUCGCCAUCACCGUGCCUGGAAAACUUCAGGCUAACCAUUGCGACGAUGGCUCGGCUCCCCCCGAGCGCAAGACGAAUCUGCUGGCGCGUGGAGGCACCCGUUCCCUGGCGUCACGAGGCUUGACGCUUUUCGGCGAUACGUCAACAGAGCUUAUAGGCCACCCCCCGGACAAGGUGGCCAACGGCAUAAACAAUGUGUGGCCUCGACCCGAGUGGUUCCCCGGGGCACGAAUCAACUUCACAGAGAACAUUUUGGCUGUGGGGUUGAAGACUCAUCCCGACAGCGUCGCUGUGUCUGCUUGCCGUGAGGCUGGGACGCACUGGCGGCACCUGACCUGGCGACAGCUGCAUAGCCAGGUGGCUCUAUACACGGCCGCCUUGAGGGCAGCCGGCAUAGGAAGAGGCGACCGCGUUGCUGGCGUCCUGUCCAACUCUAUCGAGGCCGUGGUCAUCCUUCUCGCCACGGGCGCGGUUGGGGCCAUUUUCUCCUCCAUGGCGCCCGACAUGGGGGCUGCAGGCAUUGUCAGCAGAUACGCCCAGAUUCAACCAAAGAUGAUUUUCGUAGAUACAGAGGUCCUUUACGCCGGGAAGCGGCGUAUUUUGCAUGAGAAGCUUACCAUGGCCCUCACGCACUUGCGAAAGCGUGUUCCUGGGCUGGGAAAGGUUGUCGUCAUUACAGGCUCGCUUCUUUCAGACCCUGGCUGCAUCACAUUGAACCAGUUUCUUGACGUGCAGCCGUCUCCGCUGCGGUACGAGCAGGUGCCAUUUGAUCACCCCAUUUACAUCUUGUAUUCGUCUGGUACCACGGGAGCCCCGAAAUGCAUCUGUCACUCGGGCGGCGGUGCUCUCCUUCAACAAAAGAAAGAGCUCAUUCUCACCAAUGACAUGAACAGCGAGUCGACAUACUACCAAUACACGACGACAGGCUGGAUGAUGUGGAACUACUUAAUAGGUUCUCUAAGCGUUGGCUCCCACAUCGUUCUUUACGAUGGAAGCCCUCUGUAUCCAAACGCGGCGUUUCAGAUUCAUCUCUUGGAGGAGCAAGGGGUGACUCACUGGGGAACCAGUCCCAAGCUUCUGAACGCCCUGAAACAGUCCGGCUUCAAGAGGACCGAGGCCCUCCAGAACCUCCGCCUGGUCGUUUCCUCCGGGUCUCCUUUAUCGGCAGAAACGUCCCGUUGGUUCAGAGACACGAUGCCCAGUUACGUGGGGCUAUUCAGCGGCUCCGGUGGAACAGACCUCGUCGGCGGAAGCAGGUUUCUCAGUGGCAACUUCUUAUCGACCAUCCACGACGGAGAGCUCGCUUCGCCUCAGCUAGGCAUGGACGUCCAAGUGUGGGACUAUCAAGGCCGAAAUGUUGACGAUGCUGGAGACAAGGGCGACUUGGUCAUCACAACUCCUUUCUUCAGCAUGCCCGUCUGCUUCUGGGGAGACAAAGACGGCAAAAAGUACCGCAAGGCCUAUUUUGACAGGUUCCCGGGCGUGUGGUGUCAUGGUGACUUUGUGCAGAGAAACCCUGCCACUGGCGGCUACGCCAUUCUUGGCCGCAGCGACGGCGUUCUCAACCCUGGAGGUAUGGGCUCCCCUUCCACCAUUCCCCCCAGAAAUCCGCCAUCGGGUACUGAUGUCUGUGAUAAAGGUAUACGCUUCGGUACGGCCGAGAUCUACGCCGUGGUAGAUCAUUUCCCCCAGGUCCAAGACUGCAUCGCAGUUGGACAGCGACGCCCUGGCGAAAGCGACGAGCAGGUCUUGCUGUUCCUCAAGACCGGCACCUCUGAUUUCAACCAGGUCCGUGGCCGGAUUCAAGAGGCAAUCAGAGAGCAACUCUCCCCUAGGCACGUCCCCGCACAUAUUCUUCACGUCAAUGAUAUUCCCUGCACGUCCAAUGGCAAGGUCAUCGAGAUGGUGGUCAAGGCCAUUGUGUGCAAGUCCAGGGUGGCCAAUAUUGACUCGGUAGCGAACCCUGAAUGUCUCGCAGAGUACAGGAAGUUUGCAGAUCUCCCGUCGUCUUCUGGAGAGGCCAAGCUGUAA
Fusarium keratoplasticum is the source of this 2139-nucleotide messenger RNA. RefSeq lists its product as uncharacterized. NCBI's taxonomy places the organism in Eukaryota, Fungi, Ascomycota, Sordariomycetes, Hypocreales, Nectriaceae. Gene Ontology annotation, cellular component: cytosol. Gene Ontology annotation, molecular function: acetoacetate-CoA ligase activity. The record is from RefSeq and is a predicted model, not a curated record. The transcript has 10 exons. The coding region runs from base 1 to 2139 and encodes 712 amino acids.